Messenger RNA from Schistosoma spindalis, 1062 nucleotides. The record is from the annotation of a GenBank genome assembly. Lineage: Eukaryota; Metazoa; Platyhelminthes; Trematoda; Strigeidida; Schistosomatidae.
AUGAAUGAUUUACUCGCAUUAAUACUUUAUGUUAUUAAAGAUGAAGAAGAUUCUUUUUGGUGUUUUGUUGGUUUAAUGAAUAGACUAGAAUCUAAUUUCAAUGGUGAACUCAAUGCAGUCAGAGAACAAUUUAAUCAAUUAUUUUCACUGAUUGAAAUAUUUGAUCCAACUUUUAGUGAAUAUCUUGAAUCGAAAAGUGCCAAAGAAAUGCCGUUUUGCUUCCGCUGGUUGUUAAUUCAUUUCAAACGAGAAUUCUCAUACAAAGAUACUAUGACUUUAUGGGAGGGUAUAGAAAAUGAUUUAAAACCAAUAGUAUGGAAGUAUUUACUCGGUUAUUAUCAAUGGACUUAUACAGCAGAAGAAAAUGAAAGAUUAAAAGUUGAAAAAAGUCGUGAAUACCACAUCUUGAAGACGUUUUUGGAGUCAAUGUCCCCUGAUGGGGGAGCUAGGUUUUCCUUGUUUCGUGGUAGUAAAUGUUUUAUUGAUAAAGACGUUCCACGUACUGAUCGAAAAACUGAUUUUUACUCAGAUGAUAGUCAUGGAAAUUUGACACGUCUUUCAGAUAUACUUAUCACGUAUACUAUAUAUAAUAUGGAUUUCGGUUACUUCCAAGGAAUGAAUGAUUUACUCGCAUUAAUACUUUAUGUUAUUAAAGAUGAAGAAGAUUCUUUUUGGUGUUUUGUUGGUUUAAUGAAUAGACUAGAAUCUAAUUUCAAUGGUGAACUCAAUGCAGUCAGAGAACAAUUUAAUCAAUUAUUUUCACUGAUUGAAAUAUUUGAUCCAACUUUUAGUGAAUAUCUUGAAUCGAAAAGUGCCAAAGAAAUGCCGUUUUGCUUCCGCUGGUUGUUAAUUCAUUUCAAACGAGAAUUCUCAUACAAAGAUACUAUGACUUUAUGGGAGGCGUUUUGGACAGAUUAUCGGACUAAGAAUUUCCAUAUCUUUUUCGCUGCCGCUAUACUUUUGACUCAAAGAGAUAAUAUCAUGAAUAGAAAAUAUGAUGCAAACAGUAUAUUAAAGGUUAGUUUAUUUUAUAAUAAUAAAUCGUCAGAAAUUAUUACAUAG